Messenger RNA from Fomitopsis serialis, 777 nucleotides. RefSeq names its product cyclin-domain-containing protein. The transcript is spliced from 5 exons. Gene Ontology annotation, biological process: regulation of cyclin-dependent protein serine/threonine kinase activity. Gene Ontology annotation, cellular component: nucleus; cyclin-dependent protein kinase holoenzyme complex. Gene Ontology annotation, molecular function: protein kinase binding; cyclin-dependent protein serine/threonine kinase regulator activity. Lineage: Eukaryota; Fungi; Basidiomycota; Agaricomycetes; Polyporales; Fomitopsidaceae. The record is from RefSeq and is a predicted model, not a curated record. The coding region runs from base 1 to 777 and encodes 258 amino acids.
AUGGAGGAAGCUCCUCAGAGGGUCGAAGUGCCCGCUGUGUUCGAGGAUGUAGAGGCCGAUGUACUCGUAGAUCUCAUAGCCGACAUGAUGGAGCGGUUGAUGGCCCACAACGACAGGAUCCCAUUGUCGCCGGAGGCCCUCACCAGGUUCCAUUCGCGUUCUGCACCUGGAAUAUCCGUAUUAGACUACUUCAGACGCAUAGUGAGAUUCACCAGAGUCGAGCGUGUCUGCCUCCUUAUAACCCUGCAUUACAUCGACCAGAUAUGCGCCCGCACGCCGCUGUUCACCCUGUCCUCAUUGACUUGCCACCGAUUCGUCAUCGCUGCCAUCACUAUCGCCAGCAAGACCUUCUGCGAUGUGUUCUGUACGAACAGCGUUUACGCGAAGGUAGGCGGCAUCCCGGUGGACGAACUCAACAUGCUCGAAAGGGAGUUCCUUCGCAUGAUCGACUGGCAGCUCACGUGCACUCGUGAAGUCCUCCAAGAAUACUACGUCAACCUCGUCCGCACCCACAGCAAAGGCAUCUAUUACAUACCCGCCCCCGAGUCGUCGAGCAGCCUUUCGUCUGACAGCGACACGGACCUUGACAUGGGCGGGCCCUCGCGACCUUCCACCCCUGCCACGGAGAGCGCUGCACCCAGCGGAGCCGUCCACCAUCCUUAUCGACACUGCAACACUGUCUCCCGAGCCUCCGCGGCCCCCACGCUGGAGCAGAACAUGGCAUUCGCCGAUUUCCACCAGUCUUCACAGGAACACCCAGAAAGACACCCAGGAUGA